Anoplopoma fimbria (sablefish) is the source of this 1431-nucleotide messenger RNA. It is a transcript of the gene sla1a, whose product is annotated as Src like adaptor 1a. NCBI's taxonomy places the organism in Eukaryota, Metazoa, Chordata, Actinopteri, Perciformes, Anoplopomatidae. The record is from RefSeq and is a predicted model, not a curated record. Bases 190 to 1008 code for a protein of 272 amino acids. Gene Ontology annotation, molecular function: protein binding. The transcript is spliced from 8 exons.
UGCAGCACUGUCGCCACACUCUGUGACAGGUCAUUGCCGUUAACUCUUAUGAACAUGGUACUUCUCUAGUGCCGCACUCCUCUGCUGCUACCAUGCCUUGUUUGGACCAUCGUCUCUCUCACCCCACUUGAUGCCAUCACAGCAGGCCAGCUUUAGGUUCCACAGGCUGGAGUCUGGUCCGUCUGGAGGAUGGGGAAUAUCAUGCGAGGCAGCAGUUCCACGGGCAAAGACAACACAGAGAGCUCUUCAAAAGGUUCGGAGGACGACAUUGUGGUGGUGCUUAAAGACUACCCGUCGCCUGAAAUCAGCGAGCCCAUCUACAGGAUGGGGGAGAAGCUCAGACUCAUCGCUCAGGAGGCUUACUGGUGGCGAGUACGCUCUGUCCAAACACAAAAGGAGAACUACAUACCUAACAGCCAUGUGGCAAAAGUAUACCACGGUUGGCUGUUUGAAGGGGUUGAGAGGCAGAAGGCUGAAGAGCUGCUCAGUCUACCUGGAAACAGAGUGGGCUCCUUCUUGGUGCGGGAGAGCAGCAGGGAGAGAGGUCAGUAUUCACUCUCAGUGAAGCACAGGAUCAUAAAGCACUAUCGUAUCUUCAGACUGGACAACAGCUGGUACUACAUCUCCCCUCGCCUCACUUUCCAGUGCCUCGAAGAUAUGAUCAACCACUACUGUGACUUUGCAGAUGGCCUGUGUUGUGCGUUAUCCACCCCGUGUCUGGCAGGAAUGACCCCCCCAUCGGAUGCAUCUCCUGCAGCUCCACCUGUAGUCAUGCGACGUAACUUUGACUGGAAGAAAAUAGACAGCAGACAGCUGGUCAGCACAGACAGCUGCAGUGACAACAUGGUGAGCUACGGAGUCAGAAACAGCAUCGCCGCCUACCUGUCCUUUUCUGGGAAUCAGGACCCUGCACGGACGAGAGCAGAAAGCAGAAAGAAAAAGAGUAAAUCUGUCUAUGCUAUUCCUGAAAGCGGCCUGGGAAACAUUGACUAUGAUGAUAACUUCUAGAGAGAGCAGCGAGGUUCCAGAGACUGAAAUACCUUCAAGUGGAAGGUAGCAUGGGGCAUCCUUCUCUCAAAUCCAGCACAUAAUUAUGUGGCAGUAGAACAACAUUUGUGUUUUAGCAUCCAAAUAAUUGCAGUGUGUUAGUUUCUCAUGUGAGCACUUUGAAAUACUUUAAAGAUAACACAAACUGCAUGACCACUUACACUUUGACUCAGCCAAUAAGACGGAUCUUUAUGGAGUUGAAUUGGACGGUGGUGCAAUUGAACUCUGAUGUGUAUUCUGCACAUGAAUUGAAUGAUAAAUAGGAGACCUGACUGCUAUGGAUAUUGUUGGGUAAUAUAUGUGUAUGAGUAUUAAUGGCUUCCAAACUAUUUUCCUGUGUUCUUAAUAAAUGUUAUACGGUCAAAUGGCACCAACUUAAACAUG